AUGAAACCUUCGAUUUCUAUCUUUCUCCUGUCAAGCUUCCUUCUCCACGACGGAUCUGCCUUUGUCAGCGUGCCAUCACGUUCCAUUUCAAGACAAACCUUUUUGCAAGCCGAGGCUCCUUCUGAACAGCCACCAGCAUCAGCAAACGAACCAAAACCGGCCCAACCCAAGGCAGUCAUUUUGGAUCCCUACCUUCCUGCAGCAGACCCCAAAUACAAAGUCACUGGAAAGGUAGGAGGAGGAGACUUUAUCGUUUCCAGAAGUGGUGGUCCUACGGACGAAGAAUUGACCGACGAGAAUUUGUACCGUAUCAUCGAACGCAAGGCGAGUGAUUUGGAAGUCAAUACAUUGGUGUGGAAGUGCUUGGGAUACCGUUUUGACGGCCAAGAGUGGGCACCAGAAGAAGUAUUUCCCAAGUGGAAGGACCGUUUUCCGGAACCUCCAGAUUUUAUCGGUAUGCAACGCAUGUACUCCAAGGAGAUUGAUGGACCGUGUCUUCGAAAUAACCAGUCGCUGGUGCGAUCCAUCCCGGCAGAAAACAAGGACAGUUAUUUGAAAAAGCACAUGAUGCCAUUUGGAUUCACAGGAUACAAGGUUUCCGAAUUGACUCCCAACUUGACUCGUCGGGCGCAAUGCACCAAUUGGUUGUUAUUCUACCGCGAAGAACUUUAUGGAUACACAGUAGAAGAACUAAGAGAACGCAGACGCCUCAAACAAGAACAACAAGAGAAGGAACGUUUGGUGCGGAUAGAAAAGGGAGAAGAAGAAGAAUGGAAACCACCAGUGAAGGAAGUCUUUUAA
Molecule: messenger RNA, 801 nt
Organism: Cylindrotheca closterium
Lineage: Eukaryota; Bacillariophyta; Bacillariophyceae; Bacillariales; Bacillariaceae
Source: the annotation of a GenBank genome assembly